Gilbertella persicaria is the source of this 1611-nucleotide messenger RNA. RefSeq lists its product as uncharacterized. The transcript is spliced from 3 exons. The coding region runs from base 166 to 1176 and encodes 336 amino acids. NCBI's taxonomy places the organism in Eukaryota, Fungi, Mucoromycota, Mucoromycetes, Mucorales, Choanephoraceae. The record is from RefSeq and is a predicted model, not a curated record.
CUUCAAGCUGGAAAUCCUAAUGCCACUUUUAAUGAAGAUUUGGCUGAAGGAACUAGCCAGUGAAUCGCUGAGGCCUGCAAAGAGCUGGCAACCACCUACGAGAAUGCAGUUGUAGAAAGACUUGAAAAUAUAUUGAAAAGAUUUUUGCAAUAUCAAAUUCAAAUUAUGUUUGUUUCCAUGGUUCCAAAGGACGUCGAUGAUAUUGUUAUAAAAUAUGGCUAUCAGUAUGUAUGCCAAGGUGAAGCGGUGUGGCCUGAACAGAAAUCACUUGAAGACCCUAUGAUCAAACGAAGAAUCGAUGAACAAUGCCUGCCACUUAAAAACAAACUCGAUGCUAGAGUUAAUGUGAAAUCAUUAGCUGAUAACCCUGGCUUUUUUAUUCCUCUGUUGUUUCAUAUACUGACUGUCUUUGAAAGGGAACAUCAAUCCCAUAAAGCGUUUGACGUUAGAAGACUUCCUUUAUCAAGGCUGUUCAAUGCAUUCCCUUCACCAUCAUGCCAUUGGCGACCAGUGACAAUUUCGGUCGAUGCAUUAGCAGCAUUUCUUCCUGGUGAACCACUCCCCAGAGGGUAUAAUGAUCAGCUGCAUUUAUUUUACAAGGUAUUUGAUUUUAAACCGCUUAGAAUCAAAUCGAUUGAAUCUUUAUUACCCACUGGAACAAAUAAGAGGCUCUUUGGUAACCUGAUAAGAUCAGACGGUUUUUCUGUUGAUUUUGUUUUUGACAAACGAACAAUCACAGAAAAACGUUUAACCAAGCAAAUCAAUCAAGUUGAUCUGAUUCUGGAUGAUUUUGAGCAGCAUGAAGUUGACAGCCACUAUUUACCAAUAGCCGUAGAUCCAGGAAGAAAAAGGUUUUUAACUGUCUUUGCUGGUUCAAGUGGUAAUAUUAACGACUUCAGACAAUGUUCCAUCAAGGAAUAUUACUACUUGACAGGCUCUACAAAAUUCUCAGCAGAGCAAGAAAAGAAAAAGAAAGCAUGCGGUAUUAAGACGAUUGAAACAAAUAUACCCACCAAUAAGACUGCCAAUGAAUCACUGUAUAUGGAGUAUGCCAUUUAUAUGCUCGAAAACAUUGGUCUUAUUUUCAGUUUUUACAAUCAAGAAACUGCAAAAGAGACCUUUUUGUUAUACCAGGGUCGUCAACGAGCACCGGAGCGAAUAGUGAAAAUGUUUUAGAUGGUACCAAGAAAUACAACAAGAAGUCAAGAGGAAACAAACGAAAAAGAGCAAAGAACAAAGGGAAGCGGAAGAAGAAGGGGAAUAAGUCCGGAAAGAAGGAUAAAGGAGAUAGAGAAAUGGCACCGAAAACAACAGAAACAAGGUAAAAAGUUACUUGGGCAUGGCUACGAUAAUUUUUAUACUCAUAAGUUUAUGGUACUUAGAGAAAGCAAUUUCUUUCAGUACAAACAGAAGGUACCACUGAUAGUAUUUGAUAGUGGCAUGUUUGGGAAGGACCAUGUGACGAUGAAAAUAGUCCAGACUGGUGUCACUGGUCUUCUAUACAGAACGUUGAAAAGAAGAGAGAGGACUGGUGACUUACUCGUUGUGGACAUUGAUGAAUAUUUGACAUCCCAAAUAUGUUCCAAAUGUGAAAGUAGGACUUUGGGUGGU